UGAGUUACUUUCAUCAUUGAUUUUGGCAACCUUACGGCAAGAUAUGACUUUCAGCAAAUGCGAUAAUUUGACGCAAGAAGAGCGCCUAAAUCGACUUUUUCUGUUUAUGUUUGAAGAAACUCUUACAACAAAUUACACUUGUUUUACCACUCUCUGUGUUCUGUUACAAUGUCUGAAAAUGAAAUUGAGGACAAGUCUAAAAAAAUAUUUAAUAAGUUUAUUGAUGCAGUCAAGGAUCGUAUUCAGCCUGAUAAACAAGUUUCCAUUCCAGCAUUUUUACGCAAAAAAUAUGAAAAGGCUGCGGUGAAAUAUACAUCUUCAAAGGAUUUUCAACACAUGAUUCUAGAACAUUUGAUAAACAUCAGAAAAAGGAAAGGAUCAAUAUACACACACAUCCACGAAGUUGUAGGUAUACUAAAUGCUUCGAAACAGAAAAAUGGAGAAAUAAAUAGUAAAUCAAACUCUGAUCAUAAAUAUGAUGAAUUGGAAGAAAAUACUGGAGAAGGAACAUCAGUUGAUGAUGAAACAAACACAAAAUCUCGGCGUAAAAAGCAAAAAAAGCAGAAGCGUAGAGUAAAAAAGCUGGAAUUGCAUUUGAAAGAAUUAUCAAAAGAAAUCAAGCGGUUAGGUGAGAAAGAGUUAACCCUUGAAGAUAUGGAUGAUGAAGAGUCAGAUCAUAUAAUGGAACAUAGACUCAAGUUACGCUUCAAUCGUGUCUGGGAAAAGCUGUGUGAACUUAAAGGUCUUCCACCAAGCACUGGUAGAGUUACUGAGCAGUACUUGAUAUUUGAGGGAACUCGCUUUAAGGAAAUUAACCAGAAACUUGAGAAGUUGAUGAACUCCUCAGAAUUUCCUAACUUCAAGGAUAUUCUUGUAGUUGUAAGGAAAGUAAACAAAAGAAAAAGUCUGAAUCUGAGUGAUAGAGAACUCUCUGACAUUGCAGAGACAUCCUUUAAAACCAUUGGUAAUCGUUUACAGCAACGAAGAGAGGUUGAUCUUGCUUACAACUUUGGAUCACAUGUAACAGAAAGUUUUAAAAUUGCAGAUGAUCCUGCAAGAUCCGAUCCAGAGUUAAAUAAGAAACUGAAAGAAAAUCACAAACUUGGCAAGGAAAGAUUAGAUAAAUGGAUAAGUAAAUGCUCAGAAAAGCAAGAUUUAGGUGAGGAUUAUGCAACUGGAUCAAGCCAUGAUGAACCACCAACAAAACGAAUUAAGAAAGAUAGCAGCAGUGAAAGCUCUGAUGAGUCUGAGAAAGAAGAUGAAGAGGAUGACAAUGAGGAUGAGGAUGAGGAUGACAAGAAAUUGGAGGAAGAAAUUAUUUGGGAUGAUAACCUAGAUGAUGAACUAGAGGGAAGCACCAGUGAGGAUGAGGAAGAAGUUGUCACCUCAUCAAUAGCUUCAAGUGAGGUGAAUACUGAGGAUGAGCAAUUUUUACCUGAUCAGAAUACAUUCAGUUAUCAGAAAAGUGUGGAGAAUGAUAGUGGAGUGCAAUGCACUAAUAUUGUGAUGGCUAAUCCAAGCACCCAGAUGACUAAUCCAAGUAACCAGGUGGUUAAUCCAAACACCAAGGUGGCUAAUUCAAAAAGCCAGGUGGAAAGUACUCAGGCACCCAAUCCAAGUACAAAAGUGGCUAAUCUAACUAGCUCCACAGAUGAUUAUCUUAAAUGUGAGCUAACUGAUUGCAAAAUGGAUGUCAAAGUUCAAUCACCUCAAGAGGUUACAAGUUCUACAAGUCCAAAGCAACAGUCUGAAGUGAUGGACUCACCAAAGGUGACAGAAGCUUCACCAGACAUCAUUGUUCUAUCUAGCUCGGAUGAAAGUCCACCAAAUUCUCCAGUUAAUAAACGCUAUAACCGUAUGAUGGGGUGUGCGAAGGAUAUACCACCUCCAGUUUCCUCAGAGGAGGAAGACUGUAUAUAUAUAUCUGAUUAAGAUAACUGACAUGACUUUGUCUAUUGACUUUGUGUUCAUACAUCUAUCAAUCUGUAUCUGUGUCUGUCUACAUCCAUCUGUCUUCAGGUACAUCCAUUUGUCUC
Messenger RNA from Anneissia japonica, 2036 nucleotides. Its product is annotated as death domain-associated protein 6-like. The record is from RefSeq and is a predicted model, not a curated record. The transcript has 3 exons. Gene Ontology annotation, molecular function: histone binding. The coding region runs from base 169 to 1932 and encodes 587 amino acids. NCBI's taxonomy places the organism in Eukaryota, Metazoa, Echinodermata, Crinoidea, Comatulida, Comatulidae.